Zonotrichia leucophrys gambelii is the source of this 2637-nucleotide messenger RNA. Its product is annotated as cytosolic purine 5'-nucleotidase-like. Lineage: Eukaryota; Metazoa; Chordata; Aves; Passeriformes; Passerellidae. The coding region runs from base 27 to 1613 and encodes 528 amino acids. The record is from RefSeq and is a predicted model, not a curated record. Gene Ontology annotation, molecular function: 5'-nucleotidase activity. The transcript has 18 exons.
UCGAGGCGGCGGCGGAGGCGGUGGCGAUGGGCAGCGAGGGUCAGCGGGGCCUGGCGGCGGCCCGGGGUCCCGGGCAGGGUGACCCCCGGGCCCUGCGGAGGGACUGCCAGCACCGGAUCUUCGUCAACCGGAGCCUGGCGCUGGAGAAGAUCAAGUGCUUUGGCUUUGACAUGGACUACACCUUGGCCAUGUACAAGUCCCCUGACUAUGAGGAGCUGGCUUUCGCUCUGCUGCUGGAGCACCUUGUUGCCAUCGGGUACCCUCCUGAGAUCCUGGCCUACAAGUAUGACCCCACCUUCCCCACCCGGGGGCUGGUAUUCGAUGCCCUGUACGGGAACCUGCUGAAGGUGGAUUCCCAUGGGAACCUGCUGGUCUGUGCCCAUGGCUUCCGUUUCCUCAAGGGAGCCGAAAUCCUGCACUAUUACCCCAACAAGUUCAUCCAGCGGGAUGACAUGAAGCGCUUCCACAUCCUCAACACCCUCUUCAACCUCACAGAGGCCCACCUCUAUGCCUGUCUCGUGGACUUCUUCACCAACUGCUCCAGAUAUGUCAACUGUGACACUGGCUACAAGCACGGGAACCUCUUCAUGUCCUUCCGCAGCAUGUUCCAGGAUGUGCGCGAGGCCAUGGACCACGUCCACCUCUCGGGCUGCCUCAAGGAGAAGACGCUGGAGAACCUGGAGAAAUAUGUGGUGAAGGAUCCCCGUGUGCCGCUGCUGCUGAGUCGCAUGAAGGAGGUGGGGAAGGUCUUCCUGGCCACCAACAGUGACUACACCUACACUGACGCCAUCAUGUCCUACCUGUUUGACUUCAGCAAUGAGGACAAGGCUGAUGUCCCACGGCGGCCCUGGAGGUCCUACUUCGACCUGAUUGUGGUGGACACCCGCAAGCCCCUUUUCUUUGCUGAGGGCACCGUCCUGCGCCAAGUGGACACGGACACGGGGAAGCUGCGCAUUGGGACGUACACGGGCCCCCUGCAGCACUGUGCUGUGUACUCUGGUGGCUCGUCAGAUGUGGUGUGUGACCUCCUGGGUGUGAAGGGCAAGGACAUCCUCUACAUGGGGGACCACAUCUUUGGGGACAUCCUGAAAUCCAAGAAGCGGCAGGGCUGGCGCACCUUCCUGGUGGUGCCCGAGCUGGCCCGAGAGCUGCAGGUCUGGACAGAGAAGAGUGAGCUGUUUGAGGAGCUGCGGAGCCUGGAUCUCUUCCUGGCCGAGCUGUACCAGCACUUGGACAGUGGCAGCAGUGAGCGCCCAGACAUCAGCUCCAUCAAGCGCCGGAUCCAGAAAGUCACACAUGAGAUGGACAUGUGCUAUGGGAAGAUGGGCAGCCUGUUCCGCUGUGGCUCGCGUCAGACACUCUUUGCCAACCAGCUGAUGCGCUACGCAGACCUCUACGCUGCCUCCUUCAUCAACUUCCUCUAUUACCCCUUCAGCUACCUCUUCCGGGCUCCCCCUGUCCUGAUGGCUCAUGAGUCAACAGUGGAGCACUCUCACCGGGACUCAGGGGAUGCCGGAACUGCCCUUCCUCCCUGGCUGGCCCAGCAUGGUGACCCUCACCAGCAGGUCCCCCAGGACUCCAGUGGGGAGGAAGAAGAUGAUGGAGAAGCCUGAGCACCCCCCAACUGCCAUGCUGCCCACGGGAGGACAUUCAGUGGCCCUGGACCACUUGCGCUCAUGGCCAGCUGCCACCUCUGGUGGCCACACAGGAUGGCUGGUGGCCCUGACUCCUGGUCCCUGUCACAUCUGUCCCCUGUCCCUGGGCAGUUGGGACCUUCUCCUGACUCUGCCCAGAGCCAGGAGAGGCUCCCCCUCCCCCCCCCCUCCAAGGCUGCUAGCUCCUGCCCGUUUAAUUCAUAUCUGCCUGGUGCCCCUUGAACUCAUUCCUCUCCCACCAGCUUAUUGCCAGCCUGGGGGCAUCCAGCACCAGGGUGAACGGGCAGUGCCACUGCUGCAGCAUCCCUGGCAGCCCCACUGCAAUAGUUGGGCUCCCAGCACCGAAAGCCCCCUGCCCCUUUAGCCUCUGGGCCUGGCCAUGAGCACCGCAGUGCUGGGUGGAUGGGGUGGGGCUCUGCAGGUGACACCUGCUCCAGGGGAACCCCGUGCACCUGCUGUUCCUCUUUUCUUCUUUCUACCCGUUUCUAUUUAUAAAACACCCUCAAAACUCCUGGCACUGCCGAGACAUAAAGUUGGUUUUAAAGGAAAACUGUUUUGUCCCUGCACCUGAGAGCUGGGGGCAAAGGGCAGUCCCCCAGUCCUUGUCCAGCAGCUGGGGCAAGCACAAGCCCCUAGGGAGAAGGUGGCAGCCCUGAGCUAUCCCCAGCUCUGCAGAGGGGCCAGGCCAGGAGCACUGCACAGAGCAGAGCCACCCCGUGCCAUAACUGCUCUGAGACUUCUGCCAGCAUCCCUGGCUCAAUGGAGAUGCUGAGCCAAGGCUGAGGUUGGGAGAGAGCAGGAGAAGAGCGUGACAGGGCCAGGAGCACUGCCUGCUGGGACUGGGUGGGUGACAGCAGGGCUCCCCCACCUUCCACAGCUGCAGGGUGGUCACCGUUCACAGCAGAGAGCACCUGCCAGUGUGGGAAGAUGGACUGGAGAAUAGAGACAGUGCUGAAGGCAAUCACGCCCCUGACAAGUUGCA